AUGAUUCGCUCUGCCAAACGGCCACCUAAAGCUAUGAACCACACAGACACUCCCCAGACAGCUCCUUGUGAUGUGCCAGCCAAGGAAGUUAAUUACCAGCUUCAAACAGACCGAAUAAUACCGCGGCAUAGUCAUAUGGAACAUGCAAAUCUCACUGUAAAACUUUCAGCCAGUUACCUCAAAGUGAGACAGGGUUUCGAUAAAAUCAAGGAAGUCUCAAACGGCGUCAGUUUAGAGAAGCCUACAGAAGAAAAUAUAAGUAAUUUUGUCUCCGAGAAGGUUGUCUCUAACUACAUGGGCAAAGGACUUGAUUUUCGUAGUAUUAUAGACAAAUCCAAACCAAUGUCUCGCUGGAGCGAAGCCAAUAGGUUGCCAGCUACUACGCGAAAUCCGUUUGAAGACUCCGUUCGAUCUUCACUACUGUCUGAAGCGCAUGGGGUCCUAACG
Messenger RNA from Opisthorchis viverrini, 447 nucleotides. RefSeq lists its product as hypothetical. The annotation marks the transcript as partial. The transcript has 5 exons. Lineage: Eukaryota; Metazoa; Platyhelminthes; Trematoda; Opisthorchiida; Opisthorchiidae. The record is from RefSeq and is a predicted model, not a curated record.